AUGGCUAAUCUUCAAAACCUCAAAGAAGAGCUUAAAGCCAUGAAAGAGAAACUGAAUGAGAUGGAAAACCAGAUUCUUGAUCUCGAGAAAAAAGACUCAACCAAAGUUGUGUUCAGUGCCAUAGCCACUGGAAAUGGACACACUGGACCCUUCAACACAGACAAAACCAUAAUCUACAAUCAUGUGCUAACGAAUGUGGGCAAAGCCUACAAUCACUUUACAGGGAUCUUCACAGCACCAGUUGCAGGUGUUUAUUACAUCAGCUUUUUCUACCACUCCGGAGGAGAAUGUCAAGCACGACUGUAUCUCUACAACAACGACAAGUUAGUUGCCAUGACGAGUGACCACAAAACAACACCAGACAGAGCUGAUAAUGGAGGGAACGUCGUGUUCCUGCAUCUGCUGCCAGAGGACCAGGUGUAUGUCAAACUGGCACCAAAUUCACAUGUUUGGGUGGGGGAGACCCACACCACUUUCAGUGGCCACUUAGUGUAUGAAAUGUAA
Messenger RNA from Poecilia reticulata (guppy), 504 nucleotides. RefSeq names its product cerebellin-2-like. Lineage: Eukaryota; Metazoa; Chordata; Actinopteri; Cyprinodontiformes; Poeciliidae. Gene Ontology annotation, molecular function: protein binding. The record is from RefSeq and is a predicted model, not a curated record.